Messenger RNA from Aspergillus nidulans FGSC A4, 1342 nucleotides. It is a transcript of the gene stm1, whose product is annotated as putative telomere and ribosome associated protein Stm1. NCBI's taxonomy places the organism in Eukaryota, Fungi, Ascomycota, Eurotiomycetes, Eurotiales, Aspergillaceae. The record is from RefSeq and is a predicted model, not a curated record. Gene Ontology annotation, molecular function: RNA binding. Bases 210 to 1100 code for a protein of 296 amino acids. The transcript is spliced from 5 exons. Gene Ontology annotation, cellular component: cytoplasm.
CCACAAACGAGGAACGUCCUCUCCAAACCUCCGUCACCCCUUCCCUCAAUCAUCCCCAUCCAUCCCCGAGAGGAGACGUGAGACACCGACUUUCCCGUCGUCGAGGUUCUGCCUGCCUCGUCUCCGUCAAUCGCAAACCGCGUUCCCGGAUCGAAUUGCUGCGAUAACAGAGAGCCUUCCCCCGGAAGGCCCCUCAUACCCCAGGCGUCAUGGCGGACGUCCGGUCCAAGAACCUGUACGAGCUUCUUGGAAAUGAUCCCGAGUUAGACCCCAACAGAGAGCCUGAGCCUCCCACAAGGGCUCUGGACAAGCCUGCCCCCCGACACGGCAAGCGUGACGCUCCCAAGGAAGCCCCUUCUCGCCCUGAGGGACAAACUUCUCGCCGUGGUCCCCGUGCUACUGGCAAUGAGGCUGCUUUCCGCGACCGCAACGCCGGCAGCCGCAGCAACCGUGAGAAGCCUGUUGAUGAGGCCGGCAAGGAGUCCAAUGUCCGAUAUGACCGUGGUGGACGCCCUGCCCGUCGUGACCGCCAGUCCCGCACUGGUCAGGCCGACACCCGCAAGCAGGUGAACCAAGGCUGGGGCAACCAGGAUGGUGAGAAGACUUGGGACGACGAGAAGGCCGCCGACAACAUUGCCAAGGCCGAUGAGAACGAGCCCCAGACCCCUGCUGAGGAGUCUGAGGAGCCCGCCGACAAGUCCAAGUCUUUCGCCGAGUACCUUGCUGAGAAGGCUGCCCGUGAGGACCUUGCCGCUAAGCCCGUCCGUGCUCCCAAUGAGGGUACCAAGACCGACAAGUGGGCCAACGCAAAGGAGUUCAAGCGCAAUGAAGAAGAGGAGGCCUACAUUCCGGGCAAGGAGAAGGAAAGCAAGGGCGUCAAGCAGCGCAAGGAGAAGACCUACCUCGACGUUGACAUGCGUUUCGUUGAGCCUCCCCGCACUGGCGGCGGCGCUCCCCGUGGUCGUGGCCGUGGUGGUCGCGGUGCUGGUCGUGGCGACCGUGGCUCUGGCCGUGGUGGCCGUGGUAACGGACCCCGCAGCGAGCGUCCUGCCCCCGUCACCGUUGACGAGAAGAACUUCCCCAGCCUUGGUGGCAAAUAAAUGAACUCGCCCGUUUUCCCACAAAUGCCCACACAUUUACAUGAUCUUUGGGAAACUCGGACUACGAUCAGAGAAAUGAAGCAGAGCUUGCACUUCGGAUUUUCCUUUCAGGAAUGUCAGGGCGCAUAUGAGGUGUUGCAAAGGCGGGACUGAGAAGGAUAUAUCCGUAUAGGUCUCUUUUUCGAACAAAAAUCGGCUCCCCAUGUACUUUGAUUUGAAUGUCAAAAAUAGGAAAGUGAAAU